UGUCUAUGACGGAGUGGAGUGAUGCCUUCACCUUGAUAGUAUAUGACAAUAAACCUCGGCCUGUCCUCACUGUGUCUCCAUCAUGGCUGAGUCCUGGAGCCUCAGUAACUCUGAACUGUGAGGUUGAACAUCCAUCUGCAGGAUGGAGGUUCUACUGGUAUAAGACUGUUCCUGAUCUGUCACACAACUCCUACAGCUAUGAGCUGUUACCUGGUAGCAGCAGUGGGACUGAACAGGAUUCCUACAUCGUUCAUGGUCAGACACACACAGCAGGAUAUGUGUGUAGAGCUGGAAGAGGAGACCGAGUGUAUUACACUCAGUACAGUGAACCAAGUUUGUCUGGUCUGGGAGGUGAGUUUAUCUUUGUACUAAGCUUAAUCAUUCCAUGUUUUUCAGAUCUUCAUCCAGCAGCGUCUCUCACAGUGAAUCCUGACAGAGUGCAGCACUUCACCUCUGACUCCGUCUCACUGAGCUGUGAGGGAAACUCUGCUGAGUGGAGAUUGAAGAGGUUUACUGAUAAAGACUUGUUAGACUGUUCUGAGUGGGGGACGAUAACUGGAUCCACAUGUAACAUCCACAGAUUACAGGAGGGUGAUGCAGUGUACUGGUGCGAGUCCCAGUCAGGAGAGUUCAGCAAUGCAGUCAACAUCACUGGACAGACAAAAGACAUUAUCCUGGUGAGCCCUGUCCAUCCUGUGACUAAGGGAGACCCUGUAACACUUGGCUGCAAGCUGACAACCACAGAAUUAGAUUCCAAUGUGUUUUUCUAUCACAAUGACAAACUCAUCCAAAAUGACACCAGACAGGAGCUGAAUAUCUCUGCAGUGUCAAAGUCAGAUGAAGGUUUCUAUAAGUGUGAAUGCUCAGGAAAGGAGUCGCGACAGAGCUGGGUGGCAGUAAAAUCAUUGGAGUCUUCUUUUCCUGUACCAGUUCUUGGUGGUCUGCUUUCUGGAAUUGUAAUGAUUAUCCUCCUAUUCCUGCUGUGUCACUACAAAAAAGCCAAAG
Molecule: messenger RNA, 1005 nt
Organism: Lates calcarifer (barramundi perch)
Lineage: Eukaryota; Metazoa; Chordata; Actinopteri; Centropomidae
Exons: 5
Biological process (GO): cell surface receptor signaling pathway
Molecular function (GO): transmembrane signaling receptor activity
Source: RefSeq, a predicted model, not a curated record